AUGAAUUCAACAUCUUAUAUGUUUAAACCCAUUCCCUCAAUGAGUCAAAUGCAACAACAACACGAUCUAAAUAACCUCGCCAUCAUGGACGAUGACCAAGAAUAUUUAUCAGACAAUGAAGAUCUUUCUCCAAAUAAUAAUGAUAAGAAAAAAGAUAAAGCAAGAGGUACUAUACAAAAUGGAAUUCGUCGUUCACCAAAUAAAUGGUCCAAAGAAGAAAAUAAGAGAUUGUUUGAAUUGGUACAAUUAUAUGGAGAAAAGAAGUGGAAGCGUAUCUCGGCCGAAAUGGGCAGCCAAAAGACUGGAGCGCAAUGCGCUCAGCACUGGAAGCGUGUACUCAGUCCAGACAUUCGCAAGGGUCCAUGGGACGAAGAUGAGGAAGAGUUGUUGUUGCGUCUGGUACAUCAACACGGCUCGAGCUGGAAGAAAAUAGCCAAGCGUAUCUGUAAGCGUACAGAUAUCCAAUGUCGUUACCAAUACCUCAAGGCUUUGCAGUCCCGUGAAGUACCAUGGGUCAUCAAAGAAGACGAAGCACUCAUGAAAAAGGUACAAGAGAUGGACAUGCAAUUAUCAUGGUUGGAAGUAUCAGACUACCUCGCCAAGCUCAAACAUACAAACACCCUCCGUACAGCUCUCGAAUGCAAAACUCGUUACCAAGAAUUAACUGAAUGUAUGCCAAUGGCAACUCAAAAUCCAAUUUUCCAACAACAACAACAACAUCAAAUGCAACAACAACAACAACAUAUGCAACAAUAUCAACAACAACAUAUUCAAAAUCAGCAAAAUAAUCAAUUUUCUCAACAAAUGAUUCCAACACGCGCAUUACUUACUAGUUCAACAUCAACUUCAUUUUCCCUUCCAUCAUCUCCAAGUACAUCACUCUCUAUGGAUGUCAAUCUUGACUCACCCAAAAAUAACUCCUCGCCAUUACUAUCACACCACCAUCGCUCAUUUGAUGAAACCAAAACCCAAAGAAUCACCAUCUCUAACCUCACCAGUCCAUCGUCGUCGCCCACUCCAUCUCCCCCAUCGUCGCCAUCAUUCAACAUUGGAAUCAACAAUAGCAACAGCCUCAGAUACAAACAUAGCAAUAGUUCCGACUCGAUCCCAUCGAUAAAGUCAAUGUCCAACUGGAACAACAAUAGCAAGUUGUUUGGCCAGUCAAAAUCUGACCAACACGUUGACAAGAAGGUCAAAAACGGAGACAUCUUUUUCACACCAAUUUCCUUUGCUGACAAUAACAAAUUGAAUCCAAUCCUUUCAGACCAAAGCAGUGACGACGACGACUCUAUCUGGCAACCAAAACAUAAAAAUACAAACAACAAUCACAACCAUAAUAAUAAUAACUACACUUUGAAUGGAUUCCUUCCAAAAUCAUUUUCAACCAACAGUAUUUUAAAUUUCAAUAAUUUCAGCAACAACAAUAGUAACAAUAGUAGCAGAAACUCAACUCCAACCAACACCUCAUCACCCUACUCUUCACCUAUGGCAUCACCUGCAACAUUUGAAAAGCUCAAAAGCACUUCAUUUGACUUUUUUAAUUUGGAAUCUCUUGCUGCUUUGGCUUCAACUCAACCAAGAACUGAGCAACAACCAAGACCAAUUAAAUAA
Messenger RNA from Cavenderia fasciculata, 1611 nucleotides. RefSeq names its product putative myb transcription factor. Bases 1 to 1611 code for a protein of 536 amino acids. The record is from RefSeq and is a predicted model, not a curated record. The transcript is spliced from 2 exons. NCBI's taxonomy places the organism in Eukaryota, Evosea, Eumycetozoa, Acytosteliales, Cavenderiaceae.